GUGUGUGUUUAUACGGACCGGGCUCCACGACUGGUUUCUCCAUCUCAUCUCACGUCUCGUCGCUGGACAGAGGGUUUGAGCGAACUGCUGCCAACAGUUUCUGAGUUUCCAAGGAUCCAAAACAUGAAGAAAGCUACAUCUGCCAAAGAGCUGAAUGUGGUGAUUGUGGGAUCACAAGGCUCACAUAAAGAUCUGGUUGGAAACAUCAUCCUGGGAAGAAACGCGUUUGAUGCCGUAGAUGCAACAUUCGACUGUGAGAAGGGAGAGGGAGAAGUGUGUGAGCGAAGAGUCACGUUGGUCCAAACCCCUGGAUGGCUGCGAGGAUAUCAGCUGUGUGAUACAGCAGGACUUUUCAAGACAGAGACGAUUCUCAGCGUCACUCUGUGUCCACCUGGACUGCAUGGUUUCCUGCUGGUGAUUAAUGCUGAGCUUCCAUUCACAGAUGUCUACAAGAAGACGACAAAGGAGCACUUGGAGUAUUGUUUUGGUGAGAAGGUGUGGGAUCACACUGUAGUGGUCUUCAGCCACAGAGGCGAUAUGGACCAUGAAACCAUUGAGGAUUACAUCAGUAAAGAAGGGGCACCACUCCAGUCGCUGCUGGAGGCCUGUGGUAACAGGUAUCAUGUUCUCUGUGAUGAUGGGACAGACAACAGCACGAACGUCAGACAGCUGUUUGAGAAGCUCGACACCAUGGUGGCAGAAAACAGUUGUUAUGAAGUUGAGAGCAGGCUGAUACAAACUGUUGAAGAGAGGAGGAAGGAGGUGGACAAAAAAGCUGAGGAGUUGCGUCUGCAGACACAACAAGAAAGGCAAAGGCUCAGAAGGCUCCUGAGUGAGCCAAAACCCAGUCUGAGAAUCUUGAUGGUCGGGUGGGUGUUUUCUGGGAAGAGUGCCGCUGGCAACAGGAUUUUAAGAAGCAAACAGUUUCAGUCUGGUGAGAGAACAAUGAAAGCUUUAAAGCAAAGUGGCGAGGUGGCUGGAAGAGAGGUCGUCAUCGUGGACACUCCUGGAUGGUGGAAAUUCUUCCCAGCGACGUACACCCCUCAGAUUGUGAAGUCUGAGAUUUUAGAAGGGGUGUCUCUGUGCUCGCCAUCACCAAAUGUCGUUCUGCUGGUGGUGCCGCCUGACACAUCAUUUACUGAUGAACAAAAAAGAGUCACAGAGGACAACAUGAGGCUACUUGGACAGAGAGUGUGGAGACAUGUAAUACUGCCGUUUACAUCUGGGGACACUUUGGGAAACAAAACUAUAGAGCAACACAUUGAAAGUGAAGGAAAGCCUCUCCGUGGGCUGAUUGAGAAAUGUGGAAAGAGGUAUCAUGUCCUUGACAACAGGAGCAAAGCUGAUGAUCAGGUAACAGAGCUGCUGGAGAAGAUGGAGGAGAUGGUGGCAGGAAACUGUUCUUUGUACCUCAAUGAAACAGAUGAUCCACAACAACAAGAGAAAAGUGAUGAACCAACUAAAAACAAAGAUGAGAGCACAGCCAAAGAGAUCACAGAACAACUUAACAUUGAAUGGGAUCGCAAGAACUGGGAAGAACACUGUACGUUAAAAGGAGACGACAGUAUGAGUUUCCUAAUGAACUUUAGUGAAGACAAGCAGAGGCUCAAAGAUUUUGAAGGAGAGGAAGAAGACAAACUACAAAGUGAAGAUGAUGCAGGAUCCGUCUCUCUGAACAUGAUUAAGAGAUUGAUGGAGAAAGAGUGGAUCAGACGAGAGGCAGCAGUGGAACAUAUCCACAUGUUCUUUGCAGGUGAGAGAGCCAUCUCUGAACCAGAUGCUGUUAAGCUGCGGGAAUCAAGAGAAAAAGUCCUAUCAUGGCGGGAAACCAUCAAAACUUCAGGCUAUGGGUCAAACUCUACCACCAGCAGGGAAGCAGAGGAAGAGACUGAACAAGAAGUACUUCCAUGUUAAAACCAUGUUUAUAAUGUGAAAGAACACCAAGUCAUUUACUGCACUUCAUUGAACCAAAGUGUUUGGUACACACAGGACUGUCAUCAGGAAGCUUUACACUUGUGUUCAAACCAUUUAAAUACAAACUACAACACAUUGUAGAGGGAAGUUACUCUGCAUUGAUGAUUUGUAGCUGGUUAGGCUGUAAAGACGCUCCUCUCAGUCGGACAAUAUUAACAAAAUAUUAGAUUGUAUUUGAAAAAUUAUACACUGCAGUAUUACUGAUGGAGUAACUAGCUACAUACACCUCGUUUCCAGUUCAACCAGUGAAAACCAUUUCUGUUUGAAACAUUGUCAUGAUCAUGUUGAAGAAAGAAACUGGGGAACAAGAUGACAGUGUGCAGAUAUUUUCCAUAUCUUUUAGUGCAGAUUAUUGUUACCUGGCCAGCACCUGCAAAUGAUUUAUAGUUGUGGUUGUGGCUGAUGAUUGUCUUGUUAAAGUGAAAGCAUCUCAUGAACUAGUACAAAGACGCUCCAGCAAAAACAACCCUUAAUACUAUGGCCUCAGUUUACUACUAUUAUGUUUGUGUUGGAGGCCAAAUCAAAAACAGGUACAUGUGUUUUUAAGUGUAAUACAGGAGGAUCAUGGAUAUAAAGGAUUGUAUAACUACAUUUUAUUACCUAUAUUAUUUUAUGAUAUACUGUUGUUGACCCCAGACAGUGAAUAAAUAUGGUCUGGGUGGAGAUGUAUGUAUAUUUGUACAGUUAAAACUCCAGGACCUGCCCUGUUGGCUGAAGCUGGGGCAAAUGGCGCCAAUGAUGGAUGAAGAAAAUCUGAAAUACCUGUCAUACUGUACAUUGUUUCUACUGCAGACAACAGCAGUUUGACGUGUGUCACUUUGUCCCAGGAUGAUUUCGUGACAGCAGUGAGAUUAUCUGUACAGACAAGCACUGAUAUAAUCUCUGCUAUGAAGAAGAAAUAUUUGGGUUUUUUCAUGAGAAUCUUCAUGACAAAAAUAUUGAAGACGCAGAUUUUAUUUUCACUUUUGGAAAGAUUGUUUUUAGAACAGAAGAAAGUCAUUUUUGGAAGUAUAAUCAAAAGCUUACAAUGACAUAAUCUGAUUAAUGUGACAAAUUAAGUUCCAGACUAAAAUAAAAUUAAAAAGUAAUCACAUCUCUAAAUAAAAAGACUGAAAUAUGGUUUGCUUUAGUAUCACAUAAUAAAGGAGAAGCUUCAGAGAUAAGAUUAAACACAUUCACUGAUUUUUUUUGUUUUAUACUGUUAAAUGAUUUUCUAUACCAUAUGACUAUUUUCAUUAAAGAAUAAAGUCUUAAUAAUAAAAAUAUAUAUAUAUAUUUUUAUGCUGCUAUUUAUGAUCUUGUGAGUCUGUACUUCACUGUAUGAAGAAUGAAGUGAGAUCUACGACAUUUACCCAGGAAAUGCAGGAUUUGUAUCAUGUGUGCACUGUUGUAUUCUAUGUACUGGAAUAAAGAUGCCUUCUCCAAUCCUCAUCAAGUCCUGCUUUG
Messenger RNA from Seriola aureovittata, 3420 nucleotides. RefSeq names its product GTPase IMAP family member 8-like. Gene Ontology annotation, molecular function: GTP binding. Lineage: Eukaryota; Metazoa; Chordata; Actinopteri; Carangiformes; Carangidae. The record is from RefSeq and is a predicted model, not a curated record. The coding region runs from base 124 to 1914 and encodes 596 amino acids. The transcript has 6 exons.